Hylaeus anthracinus is the source of this 1088-nucleotide messenger RNA. It is a transcript of the gene Cbp20, whose product is annotated as nuclear cap-binding protein subunit 2. Lineage: Eukaryota; Metazoa; Arthropoda; Insecta; Hymenoptera; Colletidae. Gene Ontology annotation, cellular component: nuclear cap binding complex. Bases 143 to 643 code for a protein of 166 amino acids. Gene Ontology annotation, biological process: mRNA cis splicing, via spliceosome. The record is from RefSeq and is a predicted model, not a curated record. Gene Ontology annotation, molecular function: RNA cap binding. The transcript is spliced from 4 exons.
AUUGGAAUUGUUUGCAAUGAAGGAUCAUAUGAGCAAGUACGGUUGAGUGCGAUGUUGUUUACUAAAUUUUACUGAUUGGUUCCACUAAUUUAUUUUUCCAAUUUUUACUGUGACUUCGUAAAUUUCUAUAAGAACAAUUGACAUGGCUGCGAUAAAAGUGGUCCCGUCAACUUCACCUUCAGUUGAAUUAAGUUCGUACCGCGACCAACAUUUUAAGGGAUCUAGAGCCGAACAAGACAGGCUCCUAAGAAAUUCCACCACUUUAUAUGUUGGCAAUCUUUCUUUUUACACAACGGAAGAACAAAUAUACGAGUUGUUUUCAAAGUGUGGCGACAUUAGGAGAAUUAUAAUGGGCUUGGACAAAUAUAAAAAGACUCCAUGUGGUUUCUGUUUUGUGGAAUAUUACCAAAGGGGUGAUUCUGAAAAUUGCAUGCGAUAUAUCAAUGGAACACGAUUGGAUGACAGAAUAAUUAGAACUGAUUGGGAUGCUGGCUUUAUCGAAGGUAGACAGUAUGGAAGAGGGAAAACUGGGGGACAAGUGCGAGACGAAUACAGAUCAGACUUUGAUAGUGGAAGAGGUGGCUAUGGUAAAAUAAUCCAACAGAAAGUAACACCUAUUUCUGAUGGUGCAUUCGGACGUUGAAAUUAUGAAACUGUGACUGACUUCCUAUGUCCAAUUUUAAACGCAAGCUCGUCUAACCGAAGCACACAAACUUGACUGGUCUCAGAAAAUUGCACUCUGGUACCUAAGUGUAAACUCGGUUUACUUUGCUUGAGAAUAUUGCGUUCAAAGGUCAACCGUACGUUCCUCAAUUAUAGUACAGUACUUACACUGUGGGCACAUAUUCUGAGGGAAAUUCAUUCGUUGUGUAUGUGAUGAGCAUACAUGUUUUGCCAACGGAGCCAUCACCAAUUGUUGUAACUUUGAUUGGUCUUUGCAUCGAUGAUACUUUACUGUUCUCUGAAAAAUAAACAGCAAUUUCAUUCGUUUUACGUACAGUGUUUAGUUCUCAAAAUCAUUAACUGUUAUGUGAUCAUUAAGAUAUUUGUAUUAUUACUAUUCAAUAAAUUGUUCUAUUUAUUGAGAA